UAAGAAAGGCACGGCUCACGUAAAGCCCAAUCAGCAUAUCCAGCACGCGAGAUGCUAUCCACUGAAGAUGUACUGCCCUAUGCAAGUUGGGACAUCCAGAAGCUUGUGGGCCUGCAUUAGUGUGCUAUUCAGCUUUGCCUCGCGUACAAGACUCGCUACGAUGGUCGCGCCCCAAAUGUCUUGAAUGUACAGCCUGCUUAUGGUAAACGCCUCUGUCAGCUGUGGAGCGACCCACGCUUUUGGUCUCCCAGGACUCAGAUUUUACUAAGAUCGAUUUCUGUACACCUUAAUCCAUGGAGCACAGAGAGAACUACUACAAUAUCAUGAACGGUUCUAAUCGUACCCCUUCUCAAGGGGAGUGGAGUCCUCCACCACCGCAAUUCGAAGAACAAGACCACAUCUACACAUCCCAAGGCUCGCCACACGCUAACUCUCCUCCGUCACCAUAUCCGUCAAUGCCACACUCUCCUCCACCACCGCUCUCUCCACCUUUGCAUGUCUAUCAGCAACCCUCACCGCAGGAGUAUCAGCAAGGGUAUGUCAAUAGCCCUGUAUCGACAGAGAAGGAGACGCCGUAUGCCACGCACCUAGCUAUCGGCAGUCCCACACCAGACUACUCUGCACCACAAGUUGUGCCGAGUCAACAAGAAUAUCCGUUCAGAGGUCACCCCUUUUCACCGUCCUCCCAUGGAGGCAGCACGCUCGGUUCACCUCAGCCAACAAGACCGUACGCUUUCAAAGAGCAUGUCGAUCCACAAGAUGAACAUGUCCCAAGGUCGGGUUCUGUCCCGCCACCAGUCCCACCGAAAGAUAAAAGGAAGUGUGGAUUGAGAAAACGCACUUUUUGGAUGAUGACGUGUUGCAUUAUCUUUUGGCUUGUGGCUCUUGCAGUGGGCCUUGGUGCAGGGUUGGGCAUCGGGCUAUCCAAAAAGAACGAGAGCAAUGAGAUAAAAAUGGACCCGUUCUGCCGCGAUCACCCCAAGCUCUGCAUUGGUGGCUCCCUCAACGCCGAGUAUUUUUCGGACAAGGGAGCUUUCAACGGAUCUGGCAUUGCUCUUGCUGGAGAAUCCUGGAAUCCAACAACCGGGACCCUUUUCACCGUUUACUUUCAACAUCACACGGGCGACAUCAGAUACAUGAAAUAUACCAGCGGCCAGAAAUGGCUAGGUGGUGGCAUCACAGAGACAGUUGCAAGUAAUGCCAAGAACGCCACACCGAUCUCGGCUGUAUCGUAUGCUGCCAAUUCAACGCAAUUUUUCCAUGUGUUUUACGUCGGAGACGACAACAUGGUCAAGCAGGUUACCCAAACCAAUGAGUCAACAGCCACUCAGCUGUGGACGGAUGGACCCCUUAGCAAACAGAAUCUGCAGGUCUAUGCGGAUGCUCCCACCACCGGGCUCCAAGCGUGUUGGAAAGGUAACUUUUACGGCGAUGCUGAUUACAAAAAGUUUCCCACGGUCAGCGGGGAUGUCAACAACAUAACUUUUGAUAACAGACUAGGCAUGAACAUCUGGUAUGCACUAGAUGAUAGUGUAUUUAACCAGUACGCCUGGUUUGCCGGCAGUCCGGAGUGGAAAUUCAUCCAGAAGUGGCAGGGGUUCAACACACAAGCUGGUGUUGGAUGCUAUAGCUGGGGAACUGGCACGACUCAAUACGCAAUGAUGGUUAAUAAAGGCGACGAUGUCGAAUUCUACUGGAAAGACACUGAUACUAACACGAGCACCAUUAUUCAGGACGAAGACCAUCCUUACAACGUGUUUGUAAAUGCCUCUCAAGCAACUAUUCCAGACGUCUGGCCUUCGACAUCGUUGGGCUUCACCGAGUUUUUCUAUGCUCAGUCGGCCGAUAGAAGCAUACGAGGCUACUCUAUAGACUUCAACGCUGAGAACACGUCCUAUCCUAUGCACGAAAACUUCACAGUACAAACACCCGCCGCCCCCCUGUAUGCACUUGGGGGCACACACAUGAGCGUUUCUUCUGCCGAGGAGAAGGACGACAACGGAGAUGUACUGUAUGACAGCUUAUAUGUCUUUUUCCAAGAGAAUGGCAAUGAUAUCACGGCGGCAACAAGGAGAAUAAAGGGUGGCGAGUGGACGAUUGCACCACUCAAGAUCCCAGAUGCAUAGACUCGACACAGCGUUGUGACUACAGACAGCAGAAUCGCUUGGUCGCUUGUAGGAAAGCUUGUCGGAGAACAUUCGAAGAAUCCACGAACAUGUUGUAUUUGCUACAUUUCUGUCAGAUAUUCUGCGUUUAUCGAUUCGUAUACAAUUGCUUGGGGAAAGGGCGUUACGGGGUUUAACUUUUCCCGAUGGCUGGGAUGAUGCACAAUUGUACAUACUCUUUGACAAAGAGUCUGAUCCUAUUUAGCGACUGUAAUACGGGUGCACACUGCUUCAUGCUGUUCAUCAUUGCAAUUUACUAGCCCCAACACAAAGUAUUGGCCUUGUUAAGACAUGCUUUGCUCAUGCGCUGCAGAGCUGUGUGCACAUUUGGUACAUCAUGGACUA
Messenger RNA from Boeremia exigua, 2510 nucleotides. RefSeq lists its product as uncharacterized. Lineage: Eukaryota; Fungi; Ascomycota; Dothideomycetes; Pleosporales; Didymellaceae. The transcript is spliced from 5 exons. Bases 294 to 2126 code for a protein of 610 amino acids. The record is from RefSeq and is a predicted model, not a curated record.